This is a messenger RNA of Oncorhynchus tshawytscha (Chinook salmon), 1278 nucleotides long. RefSeq names its product NADH dehydrogenase [ubiquinone] 1 alpha subcomplex subunit 4-like 2. The coding region runs from base 231 to 476 and encodes 81 amino acids. The record is from RefSeq and is a predicted model, not a curated record. The transcript has 4 exons. Lineage: Eukaryota; Metazoa; Chordata; Actinopteri; Salmoniformes; Salmonidae.
AAGUCCCAAGAGGCCAGAUGUAAUUGUGAGGAACAGAUAGCAUCUUCACCUUCCUCCUCUCCUCUCCUCAAUCCUGCGAGCAGCCACCCGGACAGAGAACGCAACAGGUCUAAUCUUGGAUAGUCUGAAACAAGCUUUUUUGACAUAGAAUUCAAAUAACUGUUGCUGAAAUUAAUUUAUUCAUCUUUAAAUUAUUAUUUUGACAAAAAGUAGAGCAACUGUAAGAAAAGAUGAUUAGAACAGCAAUGGAACACGUAAAGAAGCAUCCAGGGCUCAUCCCCCAGUUCUUUUUCAUCUUGUUGGGAAUGGGAGGAGCCUCCUUGUAUUUGGUCCGUCUUGCAAAGGGGCCCCAUGUCACCUGGAACAAGAAGAACAACCCUGAGCCCUGGAAUCAGCUUGACCCUACCUACCAGUACAAGUUUGUGGCCAUCGAUACUGACUACAAGAACCUGAAGAAGGAGGGACCUCAAUUCUGAGUAUCUUCCCUCUAUCCUAACGGCACCAAGUCCAGCCCGAAGAACGUCACUGAAGAAUUCAAAUCUGAGAAGAAUUUGUCUCUCAACACUUCUAAUGUAUACAAAUAUUGGGAGAUUGAUCCAUAAUGUUGAUGAUCAAAUCUAUAAAUGUGUCUGUUUGUUUUAUCAUAAACACUUCAUUGUUAGUUUGACAGCCACUAAAUUUAACAAUGAAUGUGCGCAUUAUGAAAAGAGGCAAGAAUGUGAAUAGAUUUGUUCACCAAAUUACAGUGAACAAAAAUAUAAAAAUGCAACAUGCAACAAUUUCAAAAAUGUUACUGAGUUACAGAUCAUAUAAGGAAAUCAGUCAUUUGAAACAAACUAACCUGGCCUUUUGGAUUCUAGCUUGAAAUAUACUUAUUCAUGUUACCAUACCAGAACUUAGUGAUUACUUUACAUGAUGGGUUGGGAAGGUUACUUUCUAAAUGUAAUCAGUUAUAGUUACUAGUUACUUGUCCAAAAUUGUACUCAGUAACAUAACUUUUGGAUUACUAUUAGAUUACUUUCCCCUUAAGAGGCAUUUGAAGAAGACAAAAUGUAUGUUACCAAUUGAACAACAUCUAUUGCAGGAUAAAUCCAUGUUGAAGUUUACAAAGCUGGCCAUAUAUGGAUGUUAAAUUUUACUUUAUGGGUUGGUUACGUAGGCUUCUUCUAACCCAUCGCUUUCUACUACAUAUAAUAAUACAAUGAAAUUAUAUCUUUACAUUUAAAAAUCAAAGUCUAUUAGAAUUCCAGACAUUCCAAUAAAUGUUAUACCCCUUGA